GAGAAGAAGCUUCAUCUCUCGACUCUCGACAAGACAUUUCUCCGCAGACGCUGCUUUAAUUUCUCUCUCUCUCUCUCUCUCUACUUCUGUUUGGAUUUUCUCUAAUCUUCUCUCUGUCAUUUCCCUUCUUCACCUCGGUUUCUAUUCUUCGAUUUCUUCCCUUUCUCGUUCCCUCAAAACGACGCGAUUAGAUUCGGAAUUGAAGAAGCUUCGUUGCGAACAGCUUGGAAUUGCAGAAGAAGAAUCAGCCGUCGUAGUCUCUGUAAGCCUCCCGGAAUAUAGGUCUAAGAAGACCACACAAAAGGCGUAUGGCCAUGGAGCAAUACUUCUACGAGGGGGUGGCACAACAUGAGGAGGACGGAGACGGAUCCCCACUGCAGAAGUGGAAAACCGUCUCAAAUACUGCUAUGAAUGCAGCGGACAAUAAUGUCACUGGGUGCUUCGACUGCAAUAUCUGCCUAGACUUCGCUCAAGAUCCAGUGGUGACGCUUUGUGGUCAUCUAUACUGCUGGCCAUGCAUCUACAAGUGGAUUCAUUUCCAGAGUGCUUCCACGGGAUCAGAAGAGCAGCAGCAGCAGCAGAAACCACAGUGCCCAGUAUGCAAGGCUCACAUCUCCCGCAGAGCCCUGGUUCCCCUCUACGGACGAGGACAAGACCCCACACAAACGGACACCCAAAGCAAGGCUCCCCAUGACGGUCUCAAGAUACCGCGUAGACCCCCUGCGUCCGCAUGUGGGAUUAUUCACUCUAAUCCUUAUCAACAAGCUGCUGAUCCAUAUCAACAUCAUCAACGAUACUAUCCACAGCAUUACAGCAAUUACAAUUAUUCAGCGGCAUCAUAUCCGUCUCCCGUGAUUAACCUUGGGGGCACUACGACGACGAGUGUCUUCUAUCCGGUGGUUGGGAUGUUCGGAGAGAUGGUCUAUGCAAGGGUGUUUGGAAACUCCCACACCAGCCUCUACUACCCUAAUUCACAGUAUCUUGUGGGGAGUGGUAGUCCCAGGAUGAGACGGCAUGAGAUGCAAAUGGACAAGUCGCUUAACAGAAUUUCCAUCUUCCUCUUCUGUUGCCUUGUCCUAUGCCUUCUCUUAUUCUGACUCGUCACUGCUCUUCUUUUCUUUCUUUUUCUUUUUCUUUUUUUUUUUUUUUAUUUACCCUUCCUCUCCUUUGUAUACUUGUAAAAAUGCGGGAUAUAAGCUUAUGAACAAUACAUAGAUACAUCAGAUUAAUUAUAUAUAUAUAUAUAAUAUACGUAUAAAAGUGUUAGAGUUUAGAGUAAUUUUGGGUGACCAUAUAUGUAUGAUAUAUGGCAAAGUCACAACUUUGUCUUUGUCAUUCCUGGCGGACGUGAGACGUGACCCUUCUUUCUGUCAAUUUAUUCUUUGCCUUGCAUAUUCAAGGCUUAAUUUUGA
Messenger RNA from Nelumbo nucifera (sacred lotus), 1412 nucleotides. RefSeq names its product E3 ubiquitin-protein ligase RMA1H1-like. Gene Ontology annotation, biological process: ubiquitin-dependent protein catabolic process. Gene Ontology annotation, cellular component: endoplasmic reticulum. The record is from RefSeq and is a predicted model, not a curated record. Lineage: Eukaryota; Viridiplantae; Streptophyta; Magnoliopsida; Proteales; Nelumbonaceae. Gene Ontology annotation, molecular function: ubiquitin protein ligase activity; metal ion binding.